Onychomys torridus (southern grasshopper mouse) is the source of this 3015-nucleotide messenger RNA. It is a transcript of the gene Ptpn20, whose product is annotated as protein tyrosine phosphatase non-receptor type 20. Lineage: Eukaryota; Metazoa; Chordata; Mammalia; Rodentia; Cricetidae. The record is from RefSeq and is a predicted model, not a curated record. Gene Ontology annotation, biological process: protein dephosphorylation. The coding region runs from base 174 to 1415 and encodes 413 amino acids. Gene Ontology annotation, molecular function: protein tyrosine phosphatase activity. The transcript has 11 exons.
GUCGAGGUCUGGCGCGAACCUCCCGGUAGGCGGUUGGGGCCGCGGGCCGACAGGCCCAGGAGUGCUCCAAUUGUAUGCUGGCCCCUGGAUACUAACUAGACCUGCCUGACUCCAGAAACUAAGGCUCAGUAUCUGCAGAAGCCUUUUGCCCAUCUCAUUCCGGCUAUGGGGACAUGUCUUCACCCAGGGAGGCUAGAAGAGAGUCUGGAAGAGGUAAUGAUGACGAUGAAUCUGAUUCAGAUGACCUGAAUUUCCAGAAGACUUUGCCUUCAUCAAGUCAGAAAAAGACACCUACAAAAAAGGUUUUUGAGAAUACAGUUAAAUCAGAGGUGAAAUCCUCUCCUCUGACAUUCUCAAGUAAGAAUUAUGAGUAUCUUUUUCAAGAGCAUUCAGAAAGUGAGAGUGAUGGCAGUGACUUCUCGCACAGAGACAGGUGGGACAGCGAGGACACAGAGCUUGCAGGGCCCUCAAAGACUGCCUCCCCAAGGCAUCCUGACAUUGACUCGACUGUCUCUGAGAAGGAGCUGGCUCAGUUGGCUCACAUUCGACCAUUAGUAUUCAAUUAUUCCACACAAACUGUCAUGAAGGGUUUUUUAAAAAUGCUCCAGAAAAAAGAAGAAUAUGAUAUCAUCCGUGAGUUUUUGGAGUUAGAACAAAUGACUGUGCCUGAUGACUUCAAGUCUGGAAAUGAACUACUCAACAAAGACAAAAACAGAUACCGAGAUAUUCUUCCAUAUGAUUCAACACGUGUUCCUCUUGGAAAACACAAGGACUACAUCAAUGCUAGUUAUAUUAGAAUAGUAAAUCAUGACGAAGAGUAUUUAUACAUUGCUACUCAAGGACCACUGCCAGAAACUAUAGAGGACUUUUGGCAAAUGGUUAUGGAAAAUAACUGUAAUGUUAUUGCUAUGAUAACCAGAGAGAUAGAAGGUGGAGUUAUCAAGUGUCACAGUUACUGGCCCAUUACUCUGAAGGAGCCGUUGGAAUUGAAACAGUUUCGCAUCCUUCUAGAGAACUUCCAGAUAACUCAGUAUUUCAUCAUUCGAGUAUUUCAAAUUGUGAAGAAGUCUACAGGAAUGAGUCACUGCGUGAAACACUUGCAGUUCACCAAAUGGCCAGACCAUGGCACUCCUGCCUCAGCAGACUUUUUCAUAAAAUAUGUCCGUUAUGUGAGGAAGAGCCACAUUACAGGACCCCUGAUUGUUCACUGCAGUGCUGGUGUAGGCCGAACGGGGGUGUUAAUAUGUGUGGAUGUCGUGUUCUGUGCCAUCGAGAGGAACUACUCAUUCAACAUUCUGAACAUAGUGACCCAGAUGAGAAAACAGCGUCAAGGCAUGAUCCAAACAAAGGAGCAGUACCACUUUUGUUAUGAAAUUGUGCUUGAAGUUCUUCAGGACCUUCUGACUUUGAGUUAAGAAGGAGUCUGCACCUCUCACUUGAGAUUACCAAGAAGCUUGUGCUGAAGGGUCUGCUGGCCAUGACGUUUGCUUCUGAUUUUCUCUCUGAAGUCUCCCUGAAGGCAGCAUCGUUGGCACGGAGUGAACUGUUUUCACUUGAUCUUCCUGGACAAUCGCAAAUACCCUCCCAUGUUUUCCAGUGGAACAAAAGUUCCAUGAAACAACCUCAGUUUAGCUGUUUGGUUUAAGGGAUUAGAGAGUUCAAGAAAAGACUUCAGUGUAUUCAUUAAGAUUUUAUUUGGAAAGUGGCCAAAAGCCUCAGAGGAUUUCCAACACAGUACAGCCUUAUUCUGGGAGAGCAUGAGGCCAAUGAACUGCAGGUUCAUGUCUUGACUUCUCAUAGGCAUUUUGCAGACAGAUAUUUAUCUGUGUUCUUUAAAGACGCUAGAGUCCAUACUCCCAGCUGGUAAUUGAAUAACUCUAAAGGACUCUAGGAUGGAUUGGCUUUUGAUAUACAUUGAUUUUUGUGCCCUAUAUGUCCAUGGUCCCAGAGUGCCCUAGGGAUUUCCAAGGAAGAGCUACCUCCCUGGAGCAGUCAGGCCCUUGUCCUGAUGCCCUGGGAAACCCCUUGUGGGUGAAUAGUUCCUCCUAGUCCUCCCAUGAACACACUGUUGAACAGCCCCAAACAAAAAUACUCAUCCAUCUGUAAAUUCAGUGGAAAUGUUUGCCAGGCCCAGCUUCUUUCCUAUCCUGCCCUAACAGUUAACAUACCAUUCUGUCUGCUUUAUCAGAAGCAAGUAUUAUAAGGUACUUGCCUCUUAAUCUUUAGCUAACCAAUAAACUUUAAUAUAAGGAUAUUGCUAUGUAAGUUUGAGUCAUUAUUGGUACCUGUUAUACCAAAUGUUUUUUUAAAAAACUAAGAUCUAAAAAGAAGGUUUUGUUUGUCUUUCUCUCUCUUUUUCUCUAGAGGCCCAUUAAGUUGUUUCUUUCUCUGCAGGAAGAUUUACAUGCAGGACAUUGGAACUAGAUUUUGGAAAACCAAAUUCAUAGUUGUGAAAGUGAAAACUUCUAUAGUCUUGUUAAAAACUCCUGGCCAUUAUUAUAUUCAUCAUACCAAGAUUCUGCCUCAGACAGUUAUAGUGACUCUUUGGUUAAGGGGUUUUGGUGAUUAGUCAUUCUUAAUUAUAAGCCACAAAGCAAUUGAUAAGUGUAUUUGUACAGUGAAUUCAGUAGUGAUCAGAGCUGUGAAUCAUAUUGAAAAUUCCUAAAAUUAUAAAUACUAAACUUUUAAGAGGCUUAUUGCUUUGGUUAAAUGAAUACUUGAAUUGGUUGAAUUAGAAUCAAUAAUUCUCACUUUAAAAAUAAUUAUAUGCCAUAUAUUUGACAUUAACUCACGUUGAUGAUUAUAGCUAUUUAUACUGUUUAUAUACAAAAGUCUAUGCUGAACAAUAAUAUCAUUUUGAUUAUUGGUUUUUAAUAUUUGUAUCUGUAACUAUUUUCAUUGUUAUUAAAGAUAAGUAUAAUAUAGAACAAUGUUCCCAAGGUGAACUGUAUGUUAUUAAAUGAAAAUAUUUACUAUGUAUUGCCUGGAGUAAUUUUAUUUAUCAGGAUCUUGUGA